Molecule: messenger RNA, 888 nt
Organism: Bipolaris oryzae ATCC 44560
Lineage: Eukaryota; Fungi; Ascomycota; Dothideomycetes; Pleosporales; Pleosporaceae
Exons: 3
Coding region: 1-888 (295 amino acids)
Source: RefSeq, a predicted model, not a curated record
AUGCCCAGCGUCACUACCGCCUCCUUCUACUUACUCUUAGUGCUUGCCAUAUCAAUUCAAUACUUUCUCCCCUCUCCCAAAACAAAUAUGACAUCCAUCAACAGCCCAUGGGCUGACACUCCAUGUGAACUGAUCACUACACCACAGCAUGCAACAGGAAAGACCGACAUUUUCACCGUCGGCGCCACACACAUGGCACACAUCCACAACGCCAUCCUCCGCGGCUACAACUCCAUCUACCUCCAAGCACCCCACGUCAAAGACGCAGACAAAGCAGCAUUCAUAGGCUACGCACUAACCUGGUUCCGCUUCGUAAAAUCGCACCACGACGACGAGGAAACCGAGCUAUUCCCCGCCGUAGAACAAGUCCUAAACGACAAGACCAUAUGGGGAGAAACGCAUAAAGAGCACGAAGCUUUUCUAGACGGCCUAGCCGAAUACUCAACUUACCUCUCCACCCUCCCCUCCCUCACCACCCUAAACGGCACACACCUCCAAUCCCUAAUGUCCUCGUUUCAACACCCCUUCUCCCACCAUUUCCACAGCGAAACCAGCACCAUCGCCGCCCUCGCCACGCAUCCUUCCGCGCCCGCACCCAAUACACCUGCGGCAGACGCCGCAGCCGCAGUGUUUAAGAAUUGGGGUAAGAAGACGGUGAUGAAGGCGGGGGUGCUGGAUGUUGUUCCCUUUUUUCUGAUGAAUCUGGAUAAGGAGUUUGAGGGGGGACAGUGGGCGGAGUGGCCGCCGAUGCCGCGGUUGGUGAGGUGGGGAUUGGUGAAUGGCGCUGGAAGCGUGAAUUGGGGGUGGUGGAAGUUUGCGAGUUGUGAUUCGGGGGGUAUGCGGAGGGGGUUGUGGGCGUUGCAGGGGGAGGGAGAGAGGAAGGAGUAG